AUGCAGUUUAUUAUACAUACAUUGGAUAACCUUUUAUGUACUUUUCUCUCUUCAUCUAUCUAUCUCUUGUUUGUUUGUCUAUCUAUCUAUCUUGCUUUUUUUUCUUUGCAGAACUAUAUUUCUCCCAUCAAACGAAGUGUUUCAUUCUGUCUAUUCGUACUCUCUCUCUCUCUCUCUCUCUCUCGGAAAUUCAAAUAUGAGAUCCAUGCCCGCAGCCCGAAAGGUCGAAAAUACUAUGAUAACUCAUGUUCAGACGAAAUUGUUGGCUUUGAGAGUCUUUGUGACAGCGACUCGAGCGUUUUCUCUGAUCCUUCGAACGGUUGUCUCGACUGUCAAAACGAAGACUUUUCAGCCUGUGCGACCUAUGGCUGCUUCGACAACUCACCGAUUACUCCUCGGAUCAACAAGCGACUGAUAUACGACGACCCUACUGAUCCUCAGUAUCAAAAGCGAUUGUACAAAAGAGAAUACCAGAGGAAAAGAUAUGCAAACAUGUCACUGGCGGCGCGUCAGCUUCGGCUGGAGCAGAUGAGGGCCUAUGAGCGAGCAAGAAGAGCAUCGGAAACCCUGGCCGAGAGAGAAGCCAGGCUGAUGCGAUUAAGGAUAAAUCAGAAACGAAGACUAGACAGUGAGACAGAAGCAGAACGCCUGAGACGGCUCCAGCGUCUCCAGAGGAACCAGCGUCUUCGGCUCGAAAUCGAAACGCCGGAGGAAAGACAAAAACGGCUGAUUCGUCUGAGAGAAAAUGCUAGGCUGCGUGUUGAAAGGAAAAAGGCCAUUGCUCAAAUUUUGGGAAUGAGUCGUCGUGGAAGGCUUAAGUCUACAUCUGCUGAGAUGCUCAUGAAGCAAGCUAACUCCUUGAAUGAUCGUGAGGGAGGAUUCUCAUGCAUGAAACUCUCCCAGAAAAAUUCCUCUCAAAGAGAUGGUGGAUACCAGUAUAUGGAUUCAGGCAACAAGAACAUUACAAACAGACAAGAUGGAUAUUCAUACAUGAACCAGGGUGAGAAAGGUGUCAACGAUCGGGAAGAUGGGUUCUCUUACCUGAACCAAAAUGACAAAGGGGUCAGGCAAGAGGACUUCUAUCUUGACCCCAGCCAGAAGGGUGUUGCAGACCGGGAUGGAAGCUACUACAUGAAGCCUCAAGGAUGUUGUGCACAUUUCAAACCCGGGACCAAGAGAAGCAUGCCUCCACCAAAUUUGAAUUGUUGCAUCUCUGAUCUAAAUGAAUAUGGUGCCGAGAUGAUGUCUGCAAGAGAUCGCAAACUGCUGAAGAUGCGACUGAAGCAAAGAUGGCGCAUGCACAAUGAAACUGAAGCACAGCGGGCAAAACGUCUGCUGCGCAUGAAGCGGUACCAGCGCCAACGUAUGAAGAAUGAAACUCCAGACCAGCGACAGAUUCGAUUGGCACGAAUGAGGGAGAACUCUAAACGCCGAGCACAGAAUAAACGAGCCAUUACUCAGCUCCUCAAAUCUGGUCAGAUAAGCCGGAAGAGAAGCAGUCCCACUGAAAUGUGCAUGAAGCACAGUAAAGAAAAUUGUAGCCAAAGGAGGUCCCAGUACCUCCCCAACGAUGAUAGUGGCUUUUCACCAAAUGCUUCCCAAAGAGAUCGAGGAGCUUCGUACAUAGACUCUGGCAGUAAAAUGACAUCUGAACGACAAGAGAUGUUUCAGUAUUUAAAUAUGAAUGAAAAGAACGUUGGCAGUGAUCAAGAUGAUGGAUUUUCUUAUUUAAACCUCGGAGGAGGGGAGAAAACUGGACGACAAGAUGAUUUCUCUUACUUAGAUCUCAGCCAAAAAAACUCCAAUGAAAGGGAUGCUGGAUUUUCAUACUUGAAAUCGGAUUCAUCUCAAGGCCAAAACAAAGACAACCCUGAAAAGGGCAGUGUGUUUCCUUGCAUGGAUCAGGGCUACAAUAAAGAUGUUCCAGAAAGAGGCUGUGUGUUUCCCGGUAUGGAUCAGUCAUCGAACCAAGAUAGCAUCAACCGAGGAGGUUCCACAGCCGAUGGUACCAGCUUUCCUGGGCUGAACCACAAUCAAGAUGAAAGAGACUCUAGUUAUCAAUGUCUGACACCAAAUCAAGAUAAAGAACAAGUCGCUAGGAGCUCUGAAGCUUUUCAUUAUUUGAAUCUAAACAACAGUAUGGAUGUUGGUGAUAAAAGUGGGGAUUUCUCUUACGCAAAACCAACACAGCGGGACCAGAGGAGAAAAUAUGACUCUGGUAUGAAAAAAAAGGGUCCAGAUUCCUGCACAGACUCGGCAUUUGCAUCUAUUAUUAAUCAAGAUUGCUGUGAACAAGUUGGCAAAGAUGGGAUCCCCAGUGAGCUGAACGAGUACAUACCAAAAUCAGCACUCAGCCGGGAAAGCCAGCGCCAGAAACGGCUGGAACAGAUGCGACAAUACCAGCGCCGGCGACUGGAACACGAGACACCAGAUGAGCGCCAGAAUCGACUGCAUCGAAUGCGUGAGAAUGCACGUCUACGCUCAGAGAAAAAGCGGCAGAUGUCACAGUUGCUACGAAAUGUCCAACCUGUCCGAAAAAGACUUUCAUCGAUAGACAAGGAUAAUAUGAUGAGAUAUCAGCCAUUGAGUGACCGUGACAGAGAGACUAGUUGGUCAUGCCUGGAACAGAACCACAAAGAAAAGUCCGAGGGUUUUUCCUAUAUGUCCCCAGGGGACAAAGAACAACAGGAUGAUUACUCUUAUCUGAAUGCAAAUAAUAAAACUAUCACAGAUCGAGAUGCAGAUUAUUCAUUUAUGAAGCCAAAUAUAUCUCAAGUCCAGUCAAAGGAUAAUCCAGAAAGGGGCAGUGUGUUUCCCUGCAUGGAUCAUGUGCAGAAUAAAAACUCACCAGAAAGGGGUGGGGUCUUCCCAUGUAUGGAAGAAGCUAAUAAUAAGGAUAUCAUUGAGAGAGGGAGAACAGGUGGACCAGUUUUCCCUUGCAUGACCCAGGCCUUAAAUAAAGACACUCCUGAUAAGGGAACUGGGGUCUUCUCCUUCUUUUCAUAUCUAUCUAUCUAUCUAUCUAUCUAUCUAUCUAUCUAUCUAUCUAUCUAUCUAUCUUGUGGAACCCCCCGGUGA
Molecule: messenger RNA, 3078 nt
Organism: Acanthosepion pharaonis
Lineage: Eukaryota; Metazoa; Mollusca; Cephalopoda; Sepiida; Sepiidae
Source: the annotation of a GenBank genome assembly